Messenger RNA from Erythranthe guttata (spotted monkey flower), 1288 nucleotides. RefSeq lists its product as hypothetical. Gene Ontology annotation, molecular function: protein binding. The record is from RefSeq and is a predicted model, not a curated record. Lineage: Eukaryota; Viridiplantae; Streptophyta; Magnoliopsida; Lamiales; Phrymaceae.
ACUCUCCCUCCAUUAAACCGCAAAAAUCUCCUUCGUUUUCACCUCACAUUCCUCCACCUCUCUCAAAUGGCUUCAAACCACUGAAAAUGUGAAAAAUCCUCGCUAUCAACAAAUCCCAAUUGAUUGACCAAUCGUAGGGAUGAAGUAAACAAAACCCCCGAAGAAACCCUUCUGAAAUUUAUCCAAGAAAGAGGAGAAGGGUUUUCAGUCUCUUUGCAAAAUGCACUGUUUGAAUUUGAAGAUUGUUACGAAUGUCAACGCGCUGUCGUUUCCGGGUCGGCUCAGUAGCGUCGUUAAAGACUGUAAUUUGAGGGUGAAUCGAAUCGUUGCUUGCAGCGUACCGGGCGGUUCGGGUUCGGGUUCCGGUCCGGUUCAAGACUCGAGCCGGGGUUCUUCGAUUUCUAGAUCAGAGACGUAUGCUUUGUUGAAGCAGCAGCUGGAAGUUGCUGCGAAAUCUGAGGAUUACAGGGAAGCUGCUAGGCUUCGUGAUUCAUUGAAGCUAUUUGAGGAAGAGGAGCCAGUUUUGCGGCUUCGGAGAUUAUUGAAAGAGGCCAUUGCACAUGAGAAAUUUGAGGAUGCAGCUAAGAUCCGUGACGAGUUAAAGGAAAUUUCUCCGUACUCUCUUUUGAAGUGCUCAAGUGAUGCAACGACCUUGGGGAUUAGAGUUCAAGUUAGGAGUGUAUACAUUGAAGGAAGAAGUCAACCCUCGAAAGGGCUUUAUUUUUUCGCGUAUAGGAUCAGAGUCACUAACAACUCCGAUCGCCCUGUACAACUUCUAAGAAGGCACUGGAUCAUAACCGAUGCCAAUGGGAAAACCGAAAGUGUCCAGGGUGUUGGAGUUAUAGGUGAACAGCCAGUUAUACUUCCCAAAACUGGUUUCGAGUAUUCAUCUGCUUGUCCACUAAGCACGUCUAGUGGGAGAAUGGAGGGCGACUUUGAGAUGAAGCAUAUCGAUAAAGUCGGUGCUCAAACGUUCAAUGUGGCUAUUGCCCCCUUUUCUCUCUCCACAUUUGGAGAUAGCGGUGAUGCUAUUUGAGAGAGACGACAUACUAAACGAUCAAAUUGUACUGUAUUUUUUACCAAAAUUGUUAUGGUAAUUACCAAUUGCCCAGCUGUGAAGACCGAGUAUAAGAAAUGUAGCUAGGAGUCUGAUUAGUGAUUAGCUCGAAACCAAAAUCAGAACUUUUAAUUUGUUUUUUACAGUCAAUGUAUAAACGGAGCGGACUGUAAUAUAGAAAAUGUAUAGACAUUAUGAGAAUGUAUACAAAGUAUUCAAUUUUGGCUGCUA